Molecule: messenger RNA, 1110 nt
Organism: Homarus americanus (American lobster)
Lineage: Eukaryota; Metazoa; Arthropoda; Malacostraca; Decapoda; Nephropidae
Product: cuticle protein 19.8-like
Exons: 7
Coding region: 25-1053 (342 amino acids)
Cellular component (GO): extracellular matrix
Source: RefSeq, a predicted model, not a curated record
UCUUCCCAAAACCUCCACAGCAAGAUGACGUUAAAGGUGGUGGCGGUGCUGGCUGUGGUGACUGCUGCCGUGGCUGACUCACCCUCCGCCCCAUUAUACUUCUACACAGCUCCUCGGGAACCAGUGGAAGCAUCAGUAGAGUCACCCGAAACCAGACCAGCCCACAGCUACAGCGUCCCUAAGGAAUAUACAGAAAAAUAUGAUGUGACCAAAUACGACUUCGACUGGUCAGUACAGGACGGUAACUCCGGCAACGACUUCGUCCACCAAGAGGACCGUGACAACAGGAAUAUUAAAGGGUCGUACACCGUGCAGCUUCCCGACGGUCGCCUGCAGACUGUGACUUACUACGUGGACGGUGACUCAGGCUACGUGGCCAAGGUCAAGUACGAGGGUGAGGCUCAGUACUCCGAGUCUUCUGAGUAUCGUCAGUACAAGCCACCCACUCCUCGGUACACCGCCCCCGAGUCAGAAGAGUCAGUGAAGACUCCAGUGUACACACCACCCAGGAGACUGUACACUGCCCCUGAGUUAGAAAAGACAACAGAGGCUCCCGUGUACACCCCACCUAGGAGAGUGUACACUGCCCCUGAGUCAGAAGAGUCAGUGGAGACUCCCGUGUACACCCCACCCAGGAGACUGUACACUGCCCCUGAGUCAGUACAGACAACAGAGGCUCCCGUGUACACCCCACCGAGGAGACUGUACACUGCCCCCGAGUCAGAAGAGUCAAUGGAGACUCCCGUGUACACACCCCCUAGGAGACGGUACACUGCCCCCGAGUCUGAAGAGUCAAUGGAGACUCCCGUGUACACACCACCUAGGAGACGGUUCACUGCCCCCGAGUCUGAAGAGUCAUUGGAGACUCCCGUGUACACCCCACCUAAGCGGCUCUACACAACACCCACUAAGCCGUUCGCUGCCACUCCCUAUUCACUGUCUCACCUCGCAGCUAACACAUUACACCUGAGACAUCACCUUGUUUCUGUACGAGGAGGUGACUCAACUCAUAACUCCUCAACUCAUAACUGCUUCUCUGUGAUAUUUUCAUAAACUAUUUCAAAGCUUUGUACAUAUGAGUAUUUAUUCAUAAUAAAUCUUCAACCAAUG